AUUAACCAAUUGAAAUGACAAAAUAUUAGUAGUCACAUAGAGUCGAAUAAAGUGGCAGUAAAAUAGGAAGUAACCAUAGCGUACCUUACCAUUUUAACCAUAAUUGGCUUUGGCUUCUUUCUUCAUAGUAUUUUUAAAAAAAAAAAAAAAAAAUUCUUCUUCCGCUUUGCAUUUCACUCUUGCUUCCCAAGAUGUCAGAAACACCCUUCUAUCCCCGAGAAAAGCUUGCUGAGAAGCAAAAGUAUUUCCAGAGUGUUCACAAGUAUACACACCUGAAAGGUCCCGUAGACAAAAUUACCUCAGUUGCCAUUCCACUUGCUUUGGCAACUACAUCUAUCUUCAUGAUUGGAAGGGGGAUCUACAAUAUGUCCCAUGGCAUUGGCAAGAAGGAAUAAAUGGUGGCUUCUGCGCGAUCAUUCCUAGGGAAACUCAAGCAUAAAAGAGAUUUUUUCCGGAACAUUGUUUGCGUUUUUUCAGUUUGAAAUUUCUUGAUUUCUGUAGCUAAUAAUUGGUUAGAUGCAGAAAACACAGCGUAUCAUAUCAAUCGCUAAACACAUUGCUUUUCUGUUUUGGGUUUUACAUGCAUUUAUUGAGCUGGUGUAGAAAUCAGCUUUGUUUCAACUUUUUCCAUUCAGAAUAAACAAUGUGGAAAGUGCAAUUUCCAAAUCCUCAUAUAAGACAUGUCUCUCAAUUUUGGGUUA
Lycium barbarum (goji berry) is the source of this 701-nucleotide messenger RNA. RefSeq lists its product as uncharacterized. The record is from RefSeq and is a predicted model, not a curated record. The coding region runs from base 192 to 395 and encodes 67 amino acids. The transcript has 3 exons. NCBI's taxonomy places the organism in Eukaryota, Viridiplantae, Streptophyta, Magnoliopsida, Solanales, Solanaceae.